Molecule: messenger RNA, 307 nt
Organism: Paramecium pentaurelia
Lineage: Eukaryota; Ciliophora; Oligohymenophorea; Peniculida; Parameciidae
Source: the annotation of a GenBank genome assembly
AUGAUCGAAUUAUCAUUGAUGGUAUUAGAAGAAAGAGUUAAUUAAUCUGGAAAGAAGAUCUGUUAAAAGUUAAAGGAAAAUAUUCCAUAAUAUAUAUUCAUAUUUGAUUUAAUUUAUACAAUUUUGAUGGGUUAAUGAUAUUAGAAGAAAAGAGAAAAAAAAUGUAACUGUUAAAUGUUAUGGAGGAUAUUUUACAAUAAAGAAGAAGUUAUUGGAUAAAUAAAAGGAAGGAAAGUACAAAAUGAGAGAAGUUUUUAGAGUUACUUUUAGAAAAGAUAUGUUCUUUAGUGUAUUCAAAGAUGAUUGA